AUGGUAUGCAGGGCUUGUGGGAAGAACGCUGAUCAUUGGAGUGAAAGCUGUCCAUAUAUAUCUGUUGAAAGGUUUGUUGAUAUACCUCCAAGGCUAGUAGAUGAGCCGUAUCUGAGUUGGAGGAACUAUAAGAAUUCUCUUCGGGUAACCAACCUCUCGGAGGACACAAGCGAGGGUGAUUUGUUUGAGCUUUUCAGUUAUUUUGGUACAGUGGUCAGGGUCUAUGUUGACAUAGAUCAAGAGACUGGCAUUUGUAGAGGCUUUGGCUUUGUUAACUUUGUCAGCAGGGAAGAUUCUCAAAGGGCUAUUAACAAACUCAACGGAUAUGGCUACGAUAGUCUCAUUCUGAGAGUUGAAUGGGCCACCCCUACCUAG
This is a messenger RNA of Vicia villosa (hairy vetch), 375 nucleotides long. RefSeq names its product eukaryotic translation initiation factor 3 subunit G-like. Lineage: Eukaryota; Viridiplantae; Streptophyta; Magnoliopsida; Fabales; Fabaceae. The transcript has a single exon. Gene Ontology annotation, molecular function: RNA binding. The record is from RefSeq and is a predicted model, not a curated record. The coding region runs from base 1 to 375 and encodes 124 amino acids.